CCUGGGGGCUGUAGUGCAUGCGUUCUGACGGGAGGUCGCGUAGCAGCCUCGUCCGAGGUUUUUCCGCUCCACCCACCGGGCUCUUUUCCGCUACCGCCAGGCGGAGGAGGGAGUCGACAGUGCAGCCGGCAGGAUGGCGCGGCAAGGGAGUCGCGGGGGCGCCGAGAGCAAGAAAAUGAGCUCGGAGCUCUUCACGCUGACUUAUGGGGCGCUGGUCACUCAGCUCUGUAAAGACUACGAGAACGACGAAGACGUUAACAAGCAGCUUGAUAAAAUGGGCUACAACAUAGGUGUUCGGCUUAUAGAAGACUUUCUGGCUCGUUCCAAUGUGGGGAGAUGCCACGACUUCCGAGAAACUGCAGAUGUCAUUGCAAAGGUGGCCUUUAAAAUGUACUUGGGCAUUACCCCAAGCAUCACAAAUUGGAGCCCAGCAGGUGACGAGUUCUCCCUCAUCCUUGAAAACAAUCCUCUGGUGGACUUUGUGGAGCUGCCCGAUAACCACUCGUCUCUUAUUUAUUCUAACCUCUUGUGUGGGGUACUGCGGGGAGCCUUGGAAAUGGUUCAGAUGGCUGUGGAUGUCAAAUUUGUCCAAGACACAUUGAAAGGAGAUGGAGUCACAGAAAUCAGGAUGAAAUUUAUUAGGCGAAUUGAAGACAAUCUCCCUGCAGGAGAGGAGUGAGUCAAGUGGCAGCCUCCCUGUUGAACUGGAGAGGAUGAACCAUCCACCUGGGAUUUUUAGGCAUGUCAUGCCUUGUGUUAUGUUCAGAUGCCCGGUUCGGUUCAUUAUGAUGCUGUUCUAGAUUAUUUCCUUAGGAAGCAACUGUUUGACUUGUUCUGUUUUGUUUCCACCAGAUUUGUAUCAAAGGCCUUCAUAGCCUACAGGAUAUUUUUUGUACUCCUCAGAGAAAAUGAGUACCCAUUCGUAGCUUCUGUAUUUUGGUUCCACACCAGUUGACAUCUGUUGAAACCUUGUGAUUUUGACCCUUAGAACUGAAGUCAGAUUCCAGACAAAAAUACUGCUUAUUUUGCAGUAAAAGAGGCUUAUCGGUACAUUUCCCCCCCAUCUUCCUGCCUGUAAGUGUGUGAACAGAACCCGCAUAUGCGUGUGGGAAGGAUGGGCCACUUAUAGAUUGCAAGGAGUGCAGUUCAUAAUUUGAAGUAUGCUGGGUUGCUAGUGGAGCUCAUUCAGUUCUGCUGCUUUAGUUGUGCUGCGUAGGAAGAAAUGAUCUUUUGCUCUAGGUGUAUCCUUUCCGUUUCCAACACCGAGACAAAAUAAGAGGCCUAUAUCCAUGCAAAAGAGUCUUAGUGGCAUUCUUGCUCCAAUGAUUUUUCUGUGGGUGUUCUCCAAUGUUGGACAAAAUGGUGCUUGAACGCUUCUGUCCUCUUUAAUCCCUCUUUUCUAAUUGACCAGAGACCCUCCAGGAGAUUUGUAACAGUAUGUCGUCUUAUUUUGCAGUUUUGCUUUUCAAAUAAUGUUGGAUAAUCAUCUGAGCAGAUAAGUUCAAGAGAGGUUUUUAAAUUUCAGAUCUGUCCUGAUUUGUAUCACUAAUUAACUAAAUACUCAAAUACAAAUUUUCUUCCAGCUGGGCAGGGCUUCUGAAUGGUUGUGUUGGCUUUUCAGUGCUGAGAAGUUUCUCUUGGUGUCUUGCGAGGGGUGGGGUUGGUGGAGGUGGAAUAGCAGUCUGGAGGCCAGGGUUCUCUUCCAAAACACCAUGGAAAGAAGUUCUUGCUCUGACUGAUUCAUGCGAGGCUGUUCUAAUGCUUAUGUGUGGGGUUGGUACUGAGAGCAAUUAAGAUUUGUUUUGGACAGGGAAAGUUAAGGGUUAGCUCCCAUAAGAGAACUUUUUGAUUAAAAUAUGAACAUCCACCAUCCUUGACAAAGCAUAACGUGCCCCAUGAUCCUGUUCCCUAUUUGGAGUCCCAAAAUGUGACCAGCAGAAGCUGACACUUGUACUCUGCAGCACACAGAGUAGAGUAUAAAACUAGAAGAGCAGUUAAUCAGAAAAAACAUGGAGAAUGGAUAGCAAAGUUUACACACAUACCCAUCAGGCAUCUUGCUCUGCAGGCCAUUUGCACUGGCUGGGCAGCAACUCAGUCCCAGUGAAGAUAACCUGGAUUAAUUUGUGCCCUGUGAAAGAAUGAAGCAACCUGUAUAGGAUAUGGGAGAAUGGCACAUAGACUUAUGAUUCAAUGGAAGAGUGAAGUGUUCUCUAAACACCUUGAUAUGCUAUGUUGAUGAUUGUUUCUGGCUUUUUCCCCCCACUAGAAUUUGGCCAUGGAGGAGCAAAUCCUGCUCUUCUGAUGUGGAUUGGCUUUUCUAAUAUUAGUGGUGUGGGUUACUGAAGAGGUGGUCAACAAGGAGGGGUUUUUUAGAUAAAUAUUAACAUUGCACUCAUCCUGUCAUAUUAAAAUCCUGUAUCUGCUCAAUGCAAACCCAACAUUCCUGGUUUCUAAAGGCAUUCCUACAGUGAGAGGAGAGAUCCAGCAUCCCCUAAAUUAACAUCCCAUCCUAAUUCCUUUUGUGAUGCUUUGAAUCUUAUUUGAAAACAGUUGCAUUGAGUCAUACCCUGCAGGUAAAUGGGUGUUGGGUGUAUAUAAACAUUUUUGUUAUGUAAGGGGGUUAUUCAUGCAUUUUCCAUUUGUAAAGCUUUUAAAGGCAACAUUUUAAAAAAAGAUUGCAUUAAAAUAAAUUGGAACUACC
Messenger RNA from Sphaerodactylus townsendi, 2701 nucleotides. It is a transcript of the gene TRAPPC3, whose product is annotated as trafficking protein particle complex subunit 3. Gene Ontology annotation, biological process: intra-Golgi vesicle-mediated transport; endoplasmic reticulum to Golgi vesicle-mediated transport. The coding region runs from base 134 to 679 and encodes 181 amino acids. NCBI's taxonomy places the organism in Eukaryota, Metazoa, Chordata, Lepidosauria, Squamata, Sphaerodactylidae. The transcript is spliced from 5 exons. The record is from RefSeq and is a predicted model, not a curated record. Gene Ontology annotation, cellular component: TRAPP complex; cis-Golgi network membrane; cytosol.